AGGCACCUGCGCCUCUCACAUGGCUUUGCAUAACACGCAGCAUCUUCACACCUGCUGUGUUCUGCUGGUUCCAGGCCAGUCAUCAGAGCUCGUGCAGAUUUGGUGGGGUCCUCCCUCUCAAUGGCAGGUGUCGAAAGAACCUGUGGAUAUGGUCAUAGCCACCCCAGACGUUCACUUCCUACCAAUCCCCUGGUAGUUUCCCCAGCCUUCCCCCAUCUGUACUGAAGAACUGACACCCGCCCUCUGGUUUUAAAAUGUUUAGAAUUUGUAAUAAUUUUAUAGAUACGUAUUUUCUAGAGAGUGAUGUAACAUCCAUAACAAUCUAAAAACAGAUUUUCUAGGAAGUUACCGUGAAAUCUACAAAGUCAAUAAAACAUUUCAUCCCAGAUGCUGAGCUUUGAGGAGAGUAUCAGGGUUUGGGCUCUGCUGCCUUUCCCCAAAGAACCCACUUGGGAAGCAGUCAGAUUAGAAGAUAAUUCUGAAACAAAUGCCAGCCACUGUUUAAUUACAAAAAUGACGGAUGAGCUGUAUCACCAUGUGCCUGAGAAUCAUUGUGUUUUAAAGGACUUGGAUCAUCUUCCUACUGAGACGUGGCCCCAGCUGCUCCGUGAGCUCUGCAGCACACCCUUUCCUACCCUCUUCUGUCCCAGGAUUGUGCUGGAAGUGCUGGUUGUGCUCCAAAGCAUCGGCAAGCAGUGUCACCACGUGUCUGGCCAGGUCACCAUUGCCUCGGAGCUGAGACACAGGCAGUGGGUGGAAAGGAUGCUGCAGUCUCGCCAGCGGCAGAACUACCUGCGUAUAUGGAGUAGGUGUGCGCUCACUUUUCUGUUUUAG
Molecule: messenger RNA, 834 nt
Organism: Macaca mulatta (Rhesus monkey)
Lineage: Eukaryota; Metazoa; Chordata; Mammalia; Primates; Cercopithecidae
Source: RefSeq, a predicted model, not a curated record